This is a messenger RNA of Temnothorax curvispinosus, 2681 nucleotides long. RefSeq names its product F-box/LRR-repeat protein 2-like. NCBI's taxonomy places the organism in Eukaryota, Metazoa, Arthropoda, Insecta, Hymenoptera, Formicidae. The transcript has 7 exons. Gene Ontology annotation, biological process: SCF-dependent proteasomal ubiquitin-dependent protein catabolic process. Bases 465 to 2351 code for a protein of 628 amino acids. Gene Ontology annotation, molecular function: protein binding. The record is from RefSeq and is a predicted model, not a curated record. Gene Ontology annotation, cellular component: SCF ubiquitin ligase complex.
UCUAUCAAUUUGUGAAGGAUAGCAAUAUAUCCACAAAGGACUGUAAGAAUACUGCUAGCCUAAGUAAUAUUCGUAAUAAUAUAAUUGGAAAACCUAGCAAUUUUCCAAGCCAUGAAGAUUUUCUUUUGAAGAAGUAUGAUGUUGAUAUUUCAAUAUCUCCAUGGCAGAAACAAGUGCCAUAUACUUUUGUACCAUUCUGUGAAAACGAUUAUUAUUUUCAUCAUAUUGAUCUCGAGUUUCAUGAAGCUGUAUAUCCAAUCAGAAUCUCUAUAUAUGAAGUAUAUAAUUUUGGGAACGUAACUGAAGUUUGGGCUCAAGAUUCUGAAGAUGAGGGUCGGUGGAUUUUAUUAUGGGAUGGACCGCCUCAAUUCUACAAACUUUGUCAACCAAAUUCUUUCAAACUUUUCACGUCGGAAUCACGGAUAUUUUCUCCAGCUUUACGGUCUUGUAACUUUAAAACCAAAAUGCUCAGACUACAGUUUAUAUCCAACUCUUGCACACAGCUAGAUGCUGUGAUGCUGAUCGGUACAUCAAAAUUGAUUUUUCCUAAAAAUCCUGAAGAUAAGAGUAUAACUAAUCUCUUACACCGCAUUCGGGCACAACGACAUUCUUGUUCAGAGAGAUUUUGUCCUAUUCGUUGUUCUGAAGAAUUCUCAAGAAUUGAAGAAGAACCAUUUUCUAUGGCCUACUACCUUUGGGGUUCCUGUAAAUUGUUUGACCCUUAUAAUACAACACGUGAUUAUGAAAAUGCAUACUUGGAUAUACUUGAUCUUCUAAAGGAAUUUCCUAAAUAUUGCGUUAUUUAUAAAAGCGACAUAGCAACGAAUUUUCACAAGAGCAAGCUCGCGCACAAUCAAGUAUUUUGGAAGGAAGAUGUGCCAUCUUCUAAGCAGGGAUAUGUGAAUCACCCUUUAUUAAGAAAUCAUUGGAAUUAUGUAAAAUUUAUAGAAGAUAUCAAACUCUCUUCGGGAGAAUCCAAGGAGCAACGUGACAGUUUUUCUACGCUUUCUGAUGAAAUAAUACUAAUGAUAUUAAAAUACUUGGAUAUAAGGUCGUUUUGCCGUAUGAGCAAAGUAAAUAAACGCCUCAAUAAUUUAACACAGGAUUCUUUUUUCUUCAAAUGUUUGAACUUACGAAAUUUAAAAAAAGUAUACUAUAAGGAUUCAUUCUUUUGUUAUAAUAAAAUUCUGUUUUAUUUUGCAUCCAAAUGUAAAUAUUUACAACAGUUGGAUUUUACAGAAAGCUGCAUUUCUGUUCCAAAUUUCGUAAACUUUCUUCAAAGUUGCAGCGAUUGUUUAACGCACUUACGAUUAAGUAGCUGCAGAUUUGUUGACGAAUUAUCUCUAUUAAACAUUUUAGAGAUAUGCAAAAAAUCGAAAAAUUUUCUCUUUAAAUGUUUGAACUUACGAAAUUUAAAAAAAGAAUACUCUAAGGAUUCAUCCUUCUGUUAUGAUAAAAUUCUGUUUUAUUUUGCAUCCAAAUGUAAAUAUUUACAACAGUUGGAUCUUACAAGAAGCUGCAUUUCUGCUACGGAUUUCGUAAACUUUCUUCAAAGUUGCGGCGAUUGUUUAACGCACUUACGAUUAAAAGACUGCGAAUUUGUUGACGAAUUAUGUCUAUUAAAAAUUUUAGAAAUAUGCAAAAAUUUGAAAGUAUUGGAUCUCAGUUAUUGUAUUUUUCUGGAGGGAAUAGACCAAAAAGUUUCGAGUUUCAAAAAUCUAGAAUUUCUAGAGAAAUUAGACCUUGAAGGCUCCCCUAUAAGAACUGAAUCUCUUUGCAAAAUACUGCAAAAAACUCGCCGGAUGCGUAACUUAAAUCUGCGCAUGCCUGGCUAUAUUGAUGAAGUCGAAUUACUAGAUUUAGACGCAAUUACAAUACAGUUAAAAAAUUCGUGUCCAGACUUGGAAAUAAUAAAUUUAUCGGGCUGCAGUAUUAUUACAUCGCGAGGUAUUCAUGCCCUCGCUGAAUGCAAGAAUUUACGAAAACUGACAAUGAUGGACAAGAAUGACAUGUACCCCGAAGAUCGCUCCACAAUCGAUAAGCAUAGUUUGAGUAGAUUGUUUUUCUCCUGUCAAUGCUUAGAAGAAGUCAAUUUGAGAAAUUCCGAUAUAAUUUUCAAUUACGAUGUCUAUGAAGAACUGACAAUGUGUAAAAACUUAAGACAAAUAUACUUGGGUUAUACGUCUAAUUUCGCAAUUCUCGAACAGUUUCCUAAACUGCAAACAAUCUAUGUUAUGCGCGCCGGGAACGCGUUCGACGACACACGUGAUAGUCAGACAUCAUUCGUUGCUCAGGUGAAGGAAAAAUAUCCACACGUGUCUAUCCUUGAAUAUCAAAAGGGAAUCAAAUAGGAUGAUAAGGAAUAUGAAGGUUGAUGAAUGUGAAGGAAAGUGGCUUCCUUACCGAUUUGUCUGAAAUUUAACAAUAUAUGUAUUUCGGCGUGUUGAAUUCGAAUGUAAAAGCUAAAAUCGUUGCUCUCAAGUAGAGCAAAAGUUAUAAAGUACUAAAAGUGACAAUUUUCGGGUUAAGAAAUGUUAUAUCGAUAAGGUACAUACAAGUACAUACAUGAGCAUCAGAGAAAGCGUACGCAUUGAUGUAAAAGUGCGCAAAAUUUGAAAUAAAUACGAGUUUUGAAAUAAUUCUUGUAUAUCUACAUAUAGUUUAAAAAAUUUAGAAGUAGG